Oryzias latipes (Japanese medaka) is the source of this 4353-nucleotide messenger RNA. It is a transcript of the gene slc43a1a, whose product is annotated as solute carrier family 43 member 1a. Lineage: Eukaryota; Metazoa; Chordata; Actinopteri; Beloniformes; Adrianichthyidae. The record is from RefSeq and is a predicted model, not a curated record. Gene Ontology annotation, biological process: neutral amino acid transport; transmembrane transport. Gene Ontology annotation, molecular function: L-amino acid transmembrane transporter activity; neutral L-amino acid transmembrane transporter activity.
AUUGGAUAGGAGUAAAUGGCUAGAGAGGGAAGAAGCAUUGAGCUCAGUAGACGGUUUUUAGAAACAUCAUUAGAAAACGACAACACAAAAAGAAAACGUUGUAAUAAACGUAUAGUAGGAUUAAAAAACAACAACAACUAAUCUAAUCUUAAAAAGGAAUACAAGUAAAGUCAGACUUUUGAAAGUUAAAGAGCAACUCUGAAGUUGAUGUGAAGAAAUUUCCUCCUAAAGAAGACUCAACAAAAGUGAAUCAGCAGACAUGGCACCCUCUCUUCGCCAGGCCUACAGGAGGCGUUGGUGGAUGGCAAUAACAGCGGUGAUUGAAAACCUGCUGUGUUCAGCCGUGCUUUUGGGCUGGGGCUCCCUUCUGAUCAUGCUGAAGAGAGAAGGUUUCUACUCCCACCUGUGCUCAGAGAACGACUCUGUGGUCGUGUCGAUCGGUAAUUCCUCCGAUGGUCAUGCGGAUCACUGGCUUACCUGCGUGGACCAGGAAGAGAUGCUGAAUCUCGGCUUCACCAUUGGGUCCUUUCUGCUUAGCGCCACAACCCUGCCACUCGGCAUUCUGAUGGACAAGUUCGGUCCACGUCCCAUACGACUGAUGGGCAGCUCAUUAUUUGGUCUUUCAUGCAUCAUUAUGGCCGCGUCUGUCUAUAACCCUCAUGCUUUAUCGGCGCUCAUCUUUUUGGCGCUUUCCCUAAACGGCUUUGGAGGCAUCUGCCUGACCUUCACCUCCAUCACGCUUCCUAACAUGUUUGGUGCGAUGAGCUCCACUAUCAUGUCGCUGAUGAUCGGCUCCUACGCCUCCUCUGCUGUCACCUUCCCUGGCGUAAAGGUGAUCUACGAUGCAGGUGCAUCUUUCCAGUUGAUCAUGUGGAUGUGGGCAGGCCUCGCAGGCCUUGUGUUCAUAAACUGUUUCUUCAACUGGCCCAUAGAAGGUUUCCCGACACCAGACGAAGUCGACUACAGCAAAAUUCUCACAAAGAAAGAGCUGCCUUCAUCUGAGGAAAAGAGCAUCACAGAAAACCAUAAAAAUGGAGAUGUUCAUCACUCUGCAGAGAAGCUUCCAAAUGGACCAAGUACUAGCCCCAAUGGUGUUCCCUUCCGCCGGUCUGUGUUCUCCCCCAUCUUUCUUUGGAGUCUGGUUACAAUGGGUAUGACCCAGCUGAGGAUCAUCUUCUAUAUGGGAGCAAUGAACAAGAUGCUGGAGUUCCUGGUGACUCAUGGGAAAGACCACCCAUCAGAGAAGCUGGUGUCAGAGGCAGAAGAGACAGUGAAUUUCUACGCAUCGAUCUUUGGUACGAUGCAGCUGCUAUGUCUGGUCACCUGCCCUCUGAUUGGUUACAUCAUGGACUGGAGGAUGAAGGAGUGUGCUGAUGCCACAGCUGUCUCUUCAGGAGAAGAGAAAAGUGGACCUCAAAGAGACCGUAAGAUCCAGAAAAUAACCAACGCCAUGAGGGCCUUCAUCCUCACCAACAUGCUGCUAAUCAUUUUUGGAAUCUGCUGCCUUAUCGAAAACCUGCCUCUACAGUUUUUGACCUUCAUCCUCCACACCAUGGUACGAGGCUUCAUCCACUCGUGCUGCGGGGGCCUCUAUGCUGCUGUCUAUCCAUCCAACCACUUUGGCACCCUAACUGGCCUCCAGUCCCUUAUUAGUGCUGUGGUAGCUCUGCUGCAGCAGCCGCUUUUCAUCAUUAUGGUCGGGCAUCUCCAUGGAAACGGCUACUGGAUCAAUGUGGGCCUGCUGAUCUUCUCCUUCGCCGGCUUCCUGUUGCCAGGUUACCUGUUCCUCCACCGUAAAAACCUGCUGAAAGAAAAGGCUGUCAGAGACAAGCAGCCGGCCUGUCAGGAGAUGCAAGCCCUCAAGCACGCUGAAGCCAACGGCCACAAACCUCACAGCAAUGGAGUCACUGCUACUGACGCCUAGACCUCCACAGAGUAGAAGACUGGGGGAACUUUUUAAAAACAAUAUUUUCUUUUGACCAGAAAAUUCUUUAUUGCUGGUGUCAAUGUUGCUUGUCACCAAGGUAUCUUGUUACCAUAAAGCUCGUAAAGGGACAUAGAAGUAAAAAAAAAAAAAAAAAUUAGUACUGGUUUCCUAUGCACACAAGAAAGUAACUGAUGAUUGGGAGAAAGUAUUUGGUAUACACAAGAAACAUCCUGAAUUGAGUCUGAGGCUCUACCAGGCACAAAGAGUCCUUUGGCCCUUUAAAAUGACCAGAGGCUCAAAGAGGGCUGCAUGGCGUCCACACCUUUCUGCUGAUCAAUCCCCCGUCCCGUUCUUGCUCUGCCUCCUGGUGGCUUGUCCCGCCCCGCUCCCGCUGCAGCACAGCUCUGGGAGCCGGGUAGCACCCAUCUUGCCCUCCUGUCUGUCUUCCUUUCUCAUUCUGGUGCUCUCCCUCUAUUUUCAUCCUGGUCUCUUAUUAAAGCCAAUCCAUGCCAGACACUAAGUGGGCAUCCAUUGCCUGUUCUGCAAUUACGAAGUUCAAGGUCCUCAGACUUUCCGCUCACAGCGUUACAGUCUAGAACAAAACCCAGAAUUAACACAAUAAAAACACAACCCGUCACAAGGACGUGAAAUUAUUGAGUUUUAUUUUACUUUGGCGCUUUGCAUGUCCAGCGUCACCGUCAUGUUAUCUCUGAACUUCCCCUAAAACUAAGUUCUGCAGUCAUAAGGUUUGUUUCAGUGCAGGGAAUACACCUGCUUUGAUCAACUGCAGCGCUACACAUACGUUUCUUACUCAUGAACACCAAAUACUUUCUCUCGUGCAAGAGAAAUCAGUACUAAUUUUCUUUGUACUUUUAUCUCCCUUUAGAAGCUCUAUAUGUUACAACAUAGAGUGGACUUUUUUAGCUUGUGAUUUCGGGAGUGCAUGUGUCAUCAACAUUUGUUGCUGUUUAUUUAUUUUUGCUUUAGGUCCAAGAGCCAAAUUAGUGUCAGUCAAAGCCAUAAAGGAAGAGUGCAGGCAUAUGCAAAGACAGGCCGAGAAUAUCACUAUACUUGAAAUACUAUCCAUUAGUUUUCCGACAAUCAACACAACACUUGCUAGCACCAAAGAGCAACCAAAAGAUAUGAAAAAAGUUAUACUGUUUAUCUGGUGUUUGAUGAAAGUGUGCCUAAUUAUUCAGUCUGUACAGAUGUUUGUGAUGUUUCUCCCACACUUCCAUUGCAAAUGCAUAAUCAAGGGCACGUUUUGAUCAUUUUAGACAGUAGUAUAUGAUAUUUUGAGUCCAGCCUGUUUUGACACAUUUACAGACACCCGCUUGUCAAGAUGCCACAUCUACCUCCUUUCUAUCCUCAGUCCUAAACACAAGCCUUUCUCGGUCUAUUUUUUCCCACAUUACUAUAAAUGUAAACAAUCCAAAGGACAAGACGAUACUUUUUACCACACUCAAGUUAGGGGGGUAAAGUAACGUCCUGAAAGUUCUUCAGGUGUGACCUAAUGUUGGCUGGGGCUGGGGGAUUGUCCUCAGGUGGGAGGUGGGGAACACAGCUUGGACCUAACAUUUCUGUAAAUCUGUUUUACACAGAACAAAUUUCUAAAGGAAAAGUAUGAGUGACGUGAAUCACUGUGACACACAGUGUGUGUUGGUACUUUGGAACACUUUAGCCUGCCCUGUGUGCAGAAAUGAACUCGUUUGUGUGUAAAACUUGUAUUCAAGUGUCUCUUUGCACUUUAGGUGCAAUAGCAAUGAAAAGGGAAUAGUAUUUUCUUAGAUGCUUGAUAGAAAAACACUAAUGAUUUUCCAUCAGCUUCACGUGUUCCCCUUCAUUUAGAAGCAACAAAAAUUCUCCAAAAUUGAUUUUUAUUUUUUUGUAAAUAUCACAUUUGUUGCAUAUUUUUGUAAAGUAUUUCUGUUGCUUUUCUGGCUAUGGAUGUGUAAAGUAUUUUAAAGUAUGAUACCUGAAUUAUGAGGUUUUUUUUUUAAUGUAGUCUCACAUUUCACAUGAAACCAGACCCCCUACCUGCACCCUGCCAUUGUUCUGUUAGUCAGCUGCAGAAAAACCGGCCGUCGAGGCAAACAAAAAAUCCAUUAUGUAUAUUUUGGAAAAGUCAAAAGAUCUGAUGCAUUGUAUAUUUUUAGUGCUGUGUGGUUUAGUCUUUCCUGUUUUCAUUUGAAAUGAAUUCUGCUUUUUAACUUUUGAUUUUCUCCUGCCUGUCCUAAAGUAGAAUUUAAGAUUGACCAAAUGUAUUUCUUUGAAUGUCAAAGCCAUCUUUUGGUACUGUAAACAUGGUUAAUUGCUCAGAAGUUGACCUCAGGAUAGUAUAGUCUGCUGACGUCACAAGUUUGAUUAGUUCUGGUUUUGCUUACGUUUGGGUUUCUUAGAAUAAAAAAAAAAAACUUUCUUUUUUA